CAGAGGAGGAAGCAAUCUAAGCCAUGGCCAGCAACAAUUAAUUAUGUUGGCUAGAGCGCUUAUAAAUAAAUCCAAAGUUAUUAUUUUUGAUGAAGCAACUGCAAAUGUAGAUCUUGAAACUGACUUCAAGCUCCAGAAAUCAAUACGUGAAGAAUUCAAAGAUUCGACUUUAUUAUAUAUCACGCAUCGCUUAAAGACGGUUAUUGAUUAUGACAGAAUUUUAGUAUUCUGGAAGUGUCGUGGAAUCCGGCCAUCCAUGUGA
Molecule: messenger RNA, 262 nt
Organism: Dentiscutata heterogama
Lineage: Eukaryota; Fungi; Glomeromycota; Glomeromycetes; Diversisporales; Gigasporaceae
Source: the annotation of a GenBank genome assembly